Molecule: messenger RNA, 621 nt
Organism: Plasmodium gallinaceum
Lineage: Eukaryota; Apicomplexa; Aconoidasida; Haemosporida; Plasmodiidae
Product: thioredoxin, putative
Exons: 8
Coding region: 1-621 (206 amino acids)
Source: RefSeq, a predicted model, not a curated record
AUGACAAUAUUACAUAAUGAAGGGUGUGGAUGUAAAAGUUCUGAUGAAGUAUUAAAAGGAGGAGAAUUUUUAUUAAAAUAUAUAAAUCUUGAAAAAGUUACAGCAUUAAAUGAAAAAAUACAUGGAUCAUGUAGAAAAAUUUUAAAAUCUUAUGAUAACAGGUUAUCUGUAGAUCAUUGUGAAAGUGAUGUUGAUCAUGAAUUGAUAAUAAAUAUUCCUUUUACAAGUCCAUGUAAAAUUGUUAGUUUGUUCUUAAUUGGUGGAGAAGAAGGAAGUUAUCCAAGAAAAAUGAAAAUUUUUUCUAAUAGAGAAGACAUUGAUUUUGAAAAUAUUAAUGAUUUCAAAUGUAUUCAAGAAUUAGAAUUAUCACAGGAUUAUCAUGGAUCAGUUGAAUAUCCAUUAAAAGUAACUUCUUUAUUUAAUGUAAAUUAUUUGACUCUCUAUUUUUCAGAAAAUUAUGGAUCGGAAUCAACAAAAAUAUUUUAUAUAGGUCUUAAAGGUGUUGGAACUAAUUAUACAAGAAAACCAGUUGAAACUGUUUAUGAAGCAUCACCAAAUUUAGCUGAUCAUAAAAUUGAAGGAAACGUAAAUUCAACACAUUUCUCAUUCGAUGCCUUUUAA